AGGUGAUCACGUGUCUAGGUGGUAACCGCAAGCCAAUCAUCUCGCGUGCUCCUUAAACAUUCCAAACAACAUACCCAAAGAAAAUGUCUCAAGAUCACAACUGCGAAAAAUGUCGAACAAGAAAAUGAAGUUGUUACUAGAAACUCUAAUCACUAGACAACUAAUUGUCCUGCUCUUUCUGUUUAUUUAUUUCUUGUCAUUCUGUCAAGUUUCUGUUGUUUCAUCUCAAGAUAUCAACUCUCAUCUGCCUAUCUGCAACAAAAGUCAGAAUUCUUUUGUUAUAAAUUCGUCUUCAUCAGUUGUACAAAACUUUACAAGUCCAAACUAUCCUCAAAACUACCCACUUUAUAGUAAUUGUAUAUGGAUUAUUAUAGCUCCUUUUGGACAUCUUGUUAAGUUAACAUUUAGUGCCUUUUCUAUUUAUACAACAAGUGAUUCUGCUGUACAACAAUGUCCCUAUGCAUAUGUACAAGUUAUAGAGGAGGAUGCCCAAGGCAAUAGUGAAGUUGUUGGCAGGUUUUGUGGAAGUCGUACACCUCAGACUAUAUAUUCCAGUGGUGGGAACUUGAAAGUCGUGUUUAAAAAUACACUGUUAACAUCAGCCAAGGGAUUUGUAGCCAAAUAUUCUGCAGUUAGGAAAGGAUUAGCAUGUUCCUCUCAGAAUACUAUUGAUGAAAAUAGCAACAUUCUUUUACAACAAACUACAACAGGGUUAAUCAAACCUCCUCAAUUCCCUGACUCUUACUCUGGAUCAGUUGAUUGUACCUGGAAAAUUGCUCUUCCUCAAAAUAAUGGCAUCAAUAUUACACUCAUAUCAUUCACUGGGAAAGAAAAAGCAACAUGCAUUGAUUCAUCACUAGAAGUUUACAAUGGUUGGUAUGGCAUUGGCCAUGGUGCAAGGCUUGGAUUGUUCUGUAAGAAGACAAAACCUCAUUCAAUAUUUUCAAGUGGGAGGUAUUUGUCUCUUCGCUGGAGAGCAAAGAAUUCAAAACUUGCUGUUGGUUUUAAAAUGGCAUUCAAGGCUAUCCAGCAGAAAAAAUCUGGAUCAUGUGAUGCUAGCAGCAAAGUAGUACAUCUUAGUGGUAUUGCGGGUAGUAUUUUCACACCUGGUUACCCAAUAGAAUACCCAAAUAGUAUUGAUUGUACAUGGAAAGUGARGGUCCCUACAGGUCUUCAUGUUAGACUGAAGUUUGAGUCAUUUCAGCUUGAACCAGGAUCAAGUUGUUCUGAUAAAGUUGAAGUAAAAGAUGGAAGGAAACUGCUAGCAAAACUUUGUGGUUCAUCACUUCCUCAGAUACUUGUCUCUCCAACUCAGCACAUGCAUAUUACCUUUAGUAGUAAUCUUGCUAAAAGUGGAAAAGGAUUCCUUGCUGUAUUUGAGGCAGCAACUGGUACACAAGCACCAAAAAUCACCACAACGCCAGGCAUCCAGCCAGGAGUGUGUAGCCCUUUAAACACCAAUGACGUGAACAAUAAUUUACAACUGUCUGGCUCAUCAGGAUUUGUCCUGAGCCCUAUGUACCCAUCCCAGUAUCCCAAUGGCAUCAGUUGCACUUGGAGAAUAACUGUUUCAAGUAGCAAGAGAAUACAUCUUGUAUUUGAAGAUUUUUGGAUUGAUGACCAACUUGGAUGUCAAGGAGAUUACCUGGAAAUACGAGAUGGCAGUCAGAAAAGUAGUCCUCGCAUUGGGGACAGGAAUUGUGGAAACAAGAAACCAGGUGAAGUCUACUCUACUGGAUCUUCUUUGUGGUUACAGUUUGUGUCUGAUUUUGUAGGAACAAGCCAUGGUUUUAAAGCCAGAUAUUCUGCUGUUAAUAAACCUUUCAAUCGAUUUAUUGCUGUUGGAAUCGGUAUUGGCGCUCUUGCUCUAGUUCUCAUUGCUAUCCUUGUUUUCUGGAAAAUAAAGAAAAAGCGAAACAAAGGAGAAGAAGAGCAAGAUGAAGAUCAAAGUGACAUAGGAACUCUAGACCGUGUUACCCCUGGAAACGCUUUACUUGGAGACUCUCCCCAUGCCUCACCCUAUGAGUAUGGGCCAAAUAGUGUUCCCAUGGAAACGUUUAAUCACCAUGACGACCUAAAAGAUAAUCCAAAAACUGAACUCAAUGAGGAGUUUGCAUGGUUUAAGCCAAGUAAAAGAAAAAGCAAAGGAUUUGAGUCAACAAUGUAGACGAAAAACUGCUUUCAGGCAACGGUGUUAAGUAUUUUUGUAUAAAAGUGCAUAUAAUGUGGACGUUAGGGUGGUUUUCAUUAGGUUCCACCGAAAAGACAAAAAAAAAGGGAAAAAUAUAGAAUACAUAAUGAAACCACUAUCCUUUUUUUACGGAUGCAAUUCUUCUUUGGAUGUCUUUACACAUGCUUAGCAACGACGUUCAGAAUGGUCAAGAUACAUAUCAGGCUGUACUUGGAAAGACAAGGUUCUUCUCAAGGUUGUUCUGUUGAACUUGCACUUAGUCAAAUCCAAGAAUAAGCUUCUGUGAUACUGUGUAAAGUAAAUGGAUGGAUUUAUACGGUGCAUUGAAUGCGCAUUACGUCAUAGCUGUCACUUUGAACAAUGCUGACUAUUUCGUUCAGUUGUUUUCGAGUGAUUCUCCAUCGUAUGCAAACAAUGUCAAAGCGCCUCUCCACGGUAGCCAAGUACUGUAGCUUUGCAGUAGAACGGCAAAAUAAUUCUCUUUUUCAAUGAGGUAUUAUUUGAAUUAAUUGAGAAAUACUGUCUAAAAACUAAAUUAUUUGAUUGACUUUAAGAAGUCAUUUGUCCUCAUAGAAAUAACUUUGAAUUACAUUUAUGCAGUUAUGCAAUAUAGUCUACGGGACAACACUCCUUCGACUGCCCUGAUUAAUGUUAAGAAGUAGCUGGUCAUUGUUUAGGAUUUUGUUCACGUCAGUCGUCCCAAGAUAAAUUCCUUUAUUAUACGAACAGUGUAAACCAUCACUAUCAGUACUAUGGGUGGAUCUUCUAGUUAAAAUUGUAACUUGAAAACACUUCAUGAUUUGCAUAGUUUUGUCUUGAACUACCAUAAUAGCUUGGGGUUAUCAUUUGAAGUUGAUUUCCCCUUAGUUGCCGAGAAUGCCUGCUAUGUUGGAGAGAAUAAAGUCCCGUGUCAUCCUCGUACCCAGAUCGUUCUCGGCUUAGACGAAAAAUUGGUUGGAGACGAAUAAGUCUUUUGAUUGGUUCAAACAUUCCCAUGAGCCAUCUGUGUUUAGCACGAUCCAGAUUCUGAGUCUUCGGGUAUCAUCUCAUACCAGACCCUCCGAUUUUUCAUUGGGAAACUUGUAAGGGUCUGGGCACGAGGAUCCAUGGUGACGUGUAAACGGAUUCAAGCCAAACGUAAAACAUCAAACAUGGAGUUUGUAGUGCCCCCACUAAGAAUCUGUUUCAUGAUCCAUGAAUUACGCAAUAUUGCGCAAUAGCGUUUAAUGAUCAUGAAAUCAUUCAAGUUUGGACAAACCUAAAAAAGGAAUUAAUUAAAUAUUUAAGAUAAAAAGCUGCAAUUUUCUCGAAUGUGAUUUGCCUAUUUAAACCGAUAUCCGCACUAUUUCAUGUCUUGUGCUUUCCUUGUUCGCUGUUUUCGUGAAAAUAUACAACAAUUGCCAGAAUAAAAUGUAAAAAAGACCUUCAGAAAUUUAGAAUUAAAAGUGAAUGUUGAUAUU
This is a messenger RNA of Exaiptasia diaphana, 3651 nucleotides long. RefSeq names its product tolloid-like protein 1. The transcript has 7 exons. The coding region runs from base 110 to 2167 and encodes 685 amino acids. Lineage: Eukaryota; Metazoa; Cnidaria; Anthozoa; Actiniaria; Aiptasiidae. The record is from RefSeq and is a predicted model, not a curated record.